Molecule: messenger RNA, 1327 nt
Organism: Haliotis rufescens (red abalone)
Lineage: Eukaryota; Metazoa; Mollusca; Gastropoda; Lepetellida; Haliotidae
Product: TM2 domain-containing protein DDB_G0277895-like
Exons: 4
Coding region: 79-768 (229 amino acids)
Source: RefSeq, a predicted model, not a curated record
GCGUAACAUGACUCCUGUAAAUAACCUGCUAACUACAGGUAGUGUAACUAUACAGCUUGUGGGAGCCUAGCGAUCAAUAUGGUUGCCAUCACAAUGGGAUCAAAAUGCAUAGAAUUAAACAUGGCGCGGCAUACUAAGAUGUGGGUGGUUGUACCUACGUUUCUACUUUUCCUUUUUGAAGGGACCCAUGGAACAUACUGUAGAUACAAAAUCAGCUUCAUCACAAGUCGAUGGAUAUCAUACUAUUGCUCCACAUCAUGCUGCGGGUCCAUUUACAGGAGAGAGUGUUGUUCCAGCCCCAUCAUCUCACCCUAUACAGUUGGGUCGCUUGCGACGAGCUACUUCAUUGCCAUAGUGGUAGUCAGCGUCCUCAUCAUCGUCGGUUUCAUUGCUACCCUUGUCUGUAUAAUCUUGAAGAAGAAAGGUGAACCAGGGCGCGUCAUACGUCCUCACCCACAGACAACUGUAGUCGCCCAUACAAGCGGUGCGCCACCUCCGUACCCCCUGGCCCAGGGGCCUCAUCCUGCCUACACAUCCCUUGCGUAUCCCCCUGCGGCACCAUCAGCCUUCCUAUCCACACCAGGUCAAGCUGGAGCACCACCAGCUUAUCACCCCCAAACAGGACCUGCUGCUUAUCCACCUCCCCCAGAGUCUCAAGGACCACCCCCUGGUUACCAACCUCCUCCAGGACAAGGACCACCACCUGACUACCAACCUCCAUCCAGACAGGGACCACCACUGUUCUGCCAACCGCCAACUGGAACUUAAACAAGCUUUGGGACAGUACGGCUCCUGUUUAACCUUAUCCUCCAGACAUAGAGUCCACCUUAACAUAUAACGCAUAUUUUUCUUAUGAGAGCCUUAUUUUUGGUCUUUACACAACCCCAUCUCAAGCCCAUCUGAAACAUGUACGUCCAUCUCAACCAUGUAAAUCCAUCUCAACUACGUACACCCAUCUAAAGAAUGUACAUGCAUCUGUUCAUGUACAAUAAUCUGAACCAUGUACACCCAUCUGAACUAUUUACACACAUCUGAACCAUGUAUACCCAUCUGAAUCAAGUACACCCAUCUGAACCAAAAUAUAUCUUUGAAACUAUAACUUACUUAACAUUGUCGUUUGAAGCAGUCGGUAGUUGUUGUAGCAUUAUUAAACUGUUUCCAAGAAUAUGCUUCAGAACGUGGACAUUCUUGAUAAGCUAAUGCAUUCAUAUUCUUUUGGAUAACCUUCCAACUCAUAUAAAUUAGAAAUAAUGCAGUUUAAUUUUAAAAUAUAUGUUUUUUCUGUGUGUAUUGUAUUAGUGUCUAUGUUUCCGAUACAAUAAAAAUG